Molecule: messenger RNA, 386 nt
Organism: Cylicostephanus goldi
Lineage: Eukaryota; Metazoa; Nematoda; Chromadorea; Rhabditida; Strongylidae
Source: the annotation of a GenBank genome assembly
AUGGAGAUCUAUCACUCUCAAGAAUGGGCCAGGGAUGAGAAGUAUUCGUCGUUUUGGGCUCACUACAUGGCCGUUGAGAAGUGGCGAAAAGAUCAUGCAAAAAUGGCCGAGGUUGCUUGUCGAGUGGUUCGUGGCAAAACAAAACCCUAUCAGAGAAGGAGGACAGGAUCUCAUCAUGUUUCCAAAAGCAGUCCGGUAAAGAGCAUGCCUACGAAAACGGACGCCGAAUCAGCUGCAACAGAAAAUGACGAUGUAGUGCAUGAAAAUAUUCCGAGGACAUCAGCGCCUGUUGAAGAAGAAGAGAUGUCAGAAGAAAUGGUUGCAUUCUUUAGGAAAACGAUAGCACAUCGAAAAUCUCGUGAGUUGAUUGUGCAACUCUACUAGUU